This is a messenger RNA of Dermochelys coriacea (leatherback sea turtle), 3125 nucleotides long. RefSeq names its product diacylglycerol kinase epsilon (gene DGKE). Bases 967 to 2676 code for a protein of 569 amino acids. Gene Ontology annotation, molecular function: ATP-dependent diacylglycerol kinase activity. The record is from RefSeq and is a predicted model, not a curated record. Lineage: Eukaryota; Metazoa; Chordata; Testudines; Dermochelyidae. The transcript is spliced from 11 exons.
CUCCUUCCGCUUCCGCAGCUUCCCCCGCUCAUCCCCGGCCCCGCCGCUGCUACGAGUCUCCCUCCCCCUCCCCCUCCCCCCCCACCAGCGCCGCGAGCCGGCCAGAGCCGCGGCCGGAGACUUCUCCCGCCGCCGCCAUCCCCUCCCGCCCACGGGUGAGACCCUCCCCUCAGGGGGACCCCGGGGCGCGAGCAGGGCUGGGGGGGCGGAAGCUACUUUGAGGGAGGGGAGUGUGACAAGGGAGGUACCGAAUUCCCCCCCCCCCGUCAUCAUCCCUGGGGGAGGGGUAAUUAUCCUAAGGAGUGGGGGAAGGGCGGCAUUGGGGGGGGGAGAGAAACCCCAAGAGAAGGAGGUUGUGAUAGUGGGGGGGGCGGGUCAGUAUUGAACCAGGGCUUUCAUGGGAAGGGGAAUUAAAGUGGGACUUGAUGGAAACGGAGGCUGGGUGGAGUAAAUGGUUUAAAAGGGUGGGGUGCGGUAGAUGUUGGACCAGUUUGUGGGCAAGGGGUACUGCCUGAAUUAAGAAGAGGCCAGGUUAACGAUCAUACCCCCUUUUGUGGCGUGGGUGGGAAAGGCAGGUAUUGGGAGAAUAAGGCUAUUUCUAUCAGGAAAAGUGAGGCUGAUCAUUUGUCGGAGCAGGUGUCUCGCAAGAAGGGUGCGUUCUGAUAGUAAUUGGUAUAUCAGACGGAAGGGGAAAGAGAGGGUUUCAGGAUAAGACCAGGGUGGAAAGAAAAGCAGAGGUUAAUUAUCACGAUAACAAAUAUAGGGUAUCCAGUCUGAUGAGUUGUGAGUCAGGCUUCAGGGAGAAAGGGAGUAUAAUAAGAAUAGGGGAAAAGUUAAAGCAUACAAUAAAGGAUGGUUCCUAAACCCACCCACAGUAUCCCGGAAUUGGGAAGUGAGCCCCAAGUUAGCCCUGCUUGUCUUGUUUAAUUUGACCAUUUAGACAGGGAAAGCUAAAAUCCAUAAGGGAUGGAAGGGGAGGAAAACAGCGGUCCUCCCUCCUCACGAGUGUUUGCAGACUGGAGUUUGGCCUUUUGGACUCUGUGCUCAGUGAUCCUGCCAGUAGUGAUCACCUUGUGGUGCAGUUUCCAGCGAUCCCGGAGGCAGGUGCUGAGGCGAGACAUCUUCCGCAAGAGCAAGCACGACUGGAAUUACACAGAUCUCUUUGGCCAGCCCACCUAUUGCUGUGUGUGUGCCCAGCACAUUCUCCAGGGAGCUUUUUGCAACUGCUGUGGGCUGUGUGUCCACGAAGGGUGUCUCAAGAAGGCCGACCGGCAUUUCCUCUGCAAGGAGAUUAUGAUGAGGAGCAAUGGUGAAGCCCACACCUCUAUGGUACAUCGCUGGAUCCGAGGCAACGUCCCGCUGUGCAGCCAUUGUGUCGUAUGCAAGCAGCAGUGUGGCACCCAGCCCAAGCUUUGUGACUACAGGUGCGUUUGGUGUCAGCACACUGUACAUGAUGAAUGCAUGCAGAAUUCUUUAAAGAGCGAGAAGUGUCAUUUUGGAGAAUUCAGAAACUUAAUUAUUCCACCAUAUUACUUAUCCACCAUUAAUCAGAUGCGUAAGGAUAAAAGAAUUGAUUAUGGAAAGUUGGCAUCCUCCUACUGUAAACACUGGACUCCAAUAAUAAUCCUGGCUAAUACUCGUAGUGGAAACAACAUGGGCGAAACAUUGUUGGGAGAGUUUAAGAUUCUCUUAAACCCAGUUCAGGUUUUUGAUCUGAGCAAAAUUUCACCUGCCAAAGCACUCCAGCUUUGUACCUUGCUGCCUUAUAAUUCUGCUAGGGUACUUGUCUGUGGUGGGGAUGGCACAGUGGGCUGGGUCCUGGAUGCCAUUGAUGAAAUGAAAAUAAAGGGACAAGAACGGUAUAUUCCACAAGUUGCAAUCUUACCUCUCGGAACAGGUAAUGACCUGUCUAAUACGUUGGCGUGGGGUGCAGGUUAUGCUGGAGAAGUCCCAGUGGAACAAAUUUUACGAAAUGUAAUGGAGGCAGAUGGAAUUAAACUAGACAGAUGGAAGGUUCAGGUAACAAACAAAGGAUACUACAAUUUAAGGAAACUGAAGGUGUUCACAAUGAACAACUAUUUUUCCAUAGGACCUGAUGCUCUCAUGGCUCUCAAUUUUCAUGCGCAUCGUGAGAAGACUCCGUCUCUGUUUUCCAGCAGAAUUCUUAAUAAGGCUGUUUAUUUUUUCUAUGGAACCAAAGAUUGUUUAGUACAGGAAUGUAAAGAUCUUAACAAAAAGAUUGAGCUAGAGUUGGAUGGUGAGAGAAUCGAUCUGCCGAAUUUGGAAGGUAUCAUCGUCCUGAACAUUGGAUACUGGGGAGGUGGCUGUAGAUUAUGGGAAGGAAUGGGUGAUGAGCCUUAUUCCCUGGCAAGGUAUGAUGAUGGACUGCUGGAAGUUGUUGGAGUUUAUGGCUCUUUCCACUGUGCACAGAUUCAGGUGAAAUUAGCAAAUCCUGUUCGACUAGGACAGGCACACACUGUGAGGCUGAUUCUGAAGAAUUCAAAGAUGCCAAUGCAGGUGGAUGGAGAGCCAUGGGCACAGGGACCCUGCACUGUUACCAUAACUCAUAAGACACAUGCACUGAUGUUGUAUCACUCAGGUGAACAAACAGAUGAUGAUGCUUCCAGCAUGUCUGAGCAGGAACACACAAGGGAACAGACGGAUGAAGACGUAUAGGUUUUGAAGAAUUUUACAUAAUAUAUUAAUCAAGUCUCAUUAAAAAACUUAGAAUAUUUAAUAUAUAUUUAACUAUCUCAAUAACUAUACCUUUAUGCUGUAAGGUGUAGACUUGUGAGUGGCAUAGGGAUUAAAAAAAAAAAAGCCAUGCUUUGAAGUAUUAAUGGAAAAACGUCCAGACUAACUCUUAGCAAAACACUUAGGUGUAUACUAUCAAAAUGAAAAUCUCACCAUAACUUAAGCUGAUUUUUCUUAAACCUAAAUGUUGUUUUAGUAUGUCUUGAGAAUACAGUUUUCUCUUUUAAAUAAGCAGUAUGUCUUACUCAGUUCAACAAUAUAGAGUGAGGUGCACAUAAAAGAAAUAUUGAAAUGUGACUUUGGGUAACAUGACCAUCUUUUAAGACCUAUGUAAGAAAAUUGUUUCUUUUGGUGACAAUUGGCAACACUUU